GCCUCUUCGACCACCACUUCGACCGCCACUACCACCACCACUACUUCUACCGCUACCACCAUGCAGUUCAAGCUCUCCUGCCUCAUUGCCCUCGCCGCUGCCUCGGCCGUCCAGGUCCAGGCCCAGGCUACUCCUGGCGCCCAGCUCUGCACCUCCAUUGGCAUGUGUGUCAAGAGCACGACCACCGGCAACUACUGCUACGAUGACAUCAUGCAGAGUGCCCAGUCCCUGGCCACCACAACCGACCCCGCCGCCGCUGCCAAGAUCCUGUGCACCCAGUGCUACCACGAUGUGAUCGUCUGGUUCGAGAGCAACUCCGCGGCCAACCCCACUACCGCAAGCCAGUUCCAGGCCAUGACCACUCAGAUCAACUCGGUCUGCGGUGCCAACUUCCUGAGCAACUCGCCCGCCCCCGCCGCCAGCUCCGCUGCUGCCCCCGCCACCUCCGCCCCUGCCCCCUCCAGCCCUGCUCCCGCCAAAAGCUCGGCCGGCACCUCCAAGCUCUCGCUCGGCGCCGCCCUCAUCGGCGGUGUUGCUCUCGCUGCCACGAUGUUCUAAUCGUCGAUGAAUAUCGAGCCAUCUGCCUCACCCUGUACAUGUUCUAUGAUUGGCAUCGUAAGCCCUCCUAUAUGUCCCAUGUACUUUUAUAUAUCUCUCUGUCAACACAUACAGCAGCUAUUGCUUGCCAAUACAUAUGUU
Molecule: messenger RNA, 699 nt
Organism: Polychytrium aggregatum
Lineage: Eukaryota; Fungi; Chytridiomycota; Chytridiomycetes; Polychytriales
Exons: 1
Coding region: 61-558 (165 amino acids)
Source: RefSeq, a predicted model, not a curated record